This is a messenger RNA of Dermochelys coriacea (leatherback sea turtle), 5602 nucleotides long. It is a transcript of the gene TENT5A, whose product is annotated as terminal nucleotidyltransferase 5A. Bases 336 to 1562 code for a protein of 408 amino acids. Lineage: Eukaryota; Metazoa; Chordata; Testudines; Dermochelyidae. Gene Ontology annotation, biological process: mRNA stabilization. Gene Ontology annotation, molecular function: RNA binding; poly(A) RNA polymerase activity. The transcript has 3 exons. The record is from RefSeq and is a predicted model, not a curated record.
GGAGCCCCGGAAGAGCGGAGAAACCCCAUAUAAAAACUACUGGGGACAUUUCCCAGGCAGACCUACUAAAGCUCCAGAGACAGCAGCACCCGGGGCGGCCGGGCACAGCAGCGCAGCGCAGCGCAGCGCAGCGCAGCGCAGCACCCGGCGCCCAGCGAGCCAGGAGAAGCAGAAAGCGGGGCCGAUCGCGGCUCCCGGGCCGGGCGCGCUCUCCGGCUGGGCAGAGGCGCAGCGCCACGGGGCUGUCUCCAGAAGGCAACUCUCCCCAGAGCGAAGCAAGGCGGCAUCUCGCAAAAGGGACGAGCCAGGCUCCCGAGAGGAAACGGCUGCGGACCAUGGCUGACGAUGAAAACGCCCGCAGCCCCAGCUGCAGCGGUCCUGGGAAUUGCACCGGCACUUGCGGCGAGAAGCCUCAUUGCAACGUGCUGAGCUGGGAGCAAGUGCGGCGCUUGGAUCGCAUCCUGAGCGAGACCAUCCCCAUCCACGGCCGGGGCAACUUCCCCACGCUGGAGAUGCAGCCCCGGCAGAUCGUGAAGGUGGUGCGGAGCCGCCUGGAGGAGAAGUGCAUUGGGGUCCGAGACGUGCGACUCAACGGCUCGGCAGCCAGCCACAUCCUGCACCAAGACAGUGGCCUGGGCUACAAGGACUUGGACCUCAUCUUCUGCGCAGACCUCAAAGGGGAAGCCGAGUUUCAGACUGUGAAGGACGUGGUCUUGGACUGCCUUUUGGAUUUCUUACCUGACGGAGUUAACAAGGAGAAGAUCACCCCGCUUACCCUCAAGGAAGCUUAUGUGCAGAAAAUGGUAAAAGUGUGCAAUGAUUCAGACCGGUGGAGUCUCAUCUCCUUGUCCAACAACAGUGGCAAAAACGUGGAACUGAAGUUUGUGGAUUCUCUGAGGAGGCAGUUUGAGUUCAGUGUAGACUCCUUUCAGAUCAAAUUAGACUCCCUUCUGCUUUUUUAUGAAUGCUCAGAGAAUCCUAUGACUGAAACUUUUCACCCGACCAUCAUUGGUGAGAGUGUUUAUGGGGAUUUCCAAGAAGCCUUUGAUCACCUCUGUAACAAGAUAAUUGCCACCAGAAACCCAGAAGAAAUCAGAGGAGGUGGCCUUCUUAAGUACUGCAACCUUUUGGUAAGGGGCUUUAGGGCUGCCUCAGAAUCUGAGAUUAAGUCCCUUCAGAGAUACAUGUGUUCCAGGUUUUUCAUUGACUUCUCAGACAUUGGAGAACAGCAAAGAAAGUUGGAGUCUUACUUGCAGAACCACUUUGUGGGAUUAGAGGACCGCAAGUAUGACUAUCUCAUGACCCUUCAUGGUGUGGUGAAUGAGAGCACAGUGUGCCUGAUGGGACAUGAGAGGAGACAGACUCUAAGUCUUAUCACCACGCUGGCCAUCCGUGUCCUUGCUGAGCAAAAUAUCAUCCCCAAUGUGGCCAAUGUCACCUGCUAUUACCAGCCAGCCCCAUAUGUAGCAGAUGCCAACUUUAGCAAUUACUAUAUUGCCCAGGUUCAGCCGGUAUUCACAUGCCAGCAGCACACAUACUCGACUUGGUUGCCCUGCAAUUAAGGACAGUUUUAAUACAUCUGGUGGGGAGAACAUUUUCUAACAAGCAGAAAGGGGUGAUAUGCUCCUUAAAAUGGGGUGCUUUGUGCAAUGAUGAUCUGCUCUAGCUAUCAAGUUUGGUAAAGCUUGUGGUUCUUCUUAUAAAUUGUGUGAGCAUGAUCUAGAAAAGAAGCAGAAAUAAUUGGAUUCUACCCCAGAGCACAAGAGACCUGUCAUUAAAAGCAAAUAGCUUCCCCUGAAAUAAACAAGGGAGGAAUGCUUGAUGACAAUAUGGGUAGCAAUACCUGCUCCCAUAGCUUUGGCAUAGAGAAGGUUGGAAAGCCUUUUUUUAGAAUGGGAUCUGCAAAAGGGAGAAUAUGAAAAAAAAAAUACAAAAAACAAACAAUUUGCUUACAUAUAUUCAGGAGUUAAAAGUAGAGGCAUGAAGCAGAGAUAAGUUGAAAUAAAAUGUAUAUUGGAAUUACUGCCUUUGGGACUUGCAACAAGUGCUGUCUAUGGAAUGAUCGUGUAGAAUGUAUAGCUUGCUUGAAUAGAAUGCUUUAACAGAAACAGCUUGCUCCAAAUGAACAGUAGGAGAUUGGUAGAGUUAACAUAAAACCAGAAAAAACACAUGAUGAUAAAGUCCAUUCUUUACAGCUGCAUGCGUGCUUCACAUUUUAAAAAUGUGAAAAUGCAAGAAAAACAGCUGUAGCAAACAAAAUAUGCUCAAGGACCAAAGAUUUCACAAAUAAGUUAUCCAAGCAAAGGAGAUACAGUAGAAUAUAAAAAUAAUUUACUAUAUUUGUACACACCAAUGUUAAUCAAAAGUGCCUGAUGCUUUCAGAAAAUUUCAAGUGAGAAAAAUAUAGUUUUGUGGUUUUUACCGUGUAUUUUGUUUUAUCAGGGACACAAAAAGACAAAAAAACAAACAAACAAAACAAACAAACAAAAAACCAAGCUUGUGAAUCAGAGGUGGAGAAAAUGCCCUAUUUUUUUCCUUGGCAAAUACUUGUAUAAAGUUAAUAUUGUCAGUGUGAUGUUAUCAUAGGUACGUGUGUGUGUGUAUGUUUGUGUGUGUGUGUGUAUAUAAAUAUACACACACACACACGUACACACAAUGUAUAUAUUAAAUGUGGUCUCGGAAAAUGUAGCAAUUAAGAAAUGUUUAAAUAAAGUACUGUGUGUUUCCCAGUUUGCAACAGGAUUUUAUAGGACAGUGAGCACCUUGCAGUGAAUUUAUAACCCACACCUGAAAAUUUGCAGUAAAUGAACCAGUCAGGAUUAAGGUGGGAUACAAAUAAUGUCUUUGGUUGCAAGAACAAAGAUUACAGUAAUUCAGUGAGUUGCCUGUGAGCCAUAAUAAUUCCACAAAUGGAUAAACAUUUGAUUAGCUGAUGCUUUUUUUCACAUUUUGUACUGUAAUACCAUUUUGACAUUUAACCCACUAAUUUUGUGACUGCAUACCUCCAUGAUGUAUAAUUCAGUGGAACGUGGAUCAAAGAUAGGUUAUUUAAACCCCCUGACAGCUAAAGAAUAUUGUAUUAGUUGGUCAUUUGAACACUAAUUGUUAAUAUUUAAAGGAAUAUUUUAAUAGAAUGCAUUAUGCAUUCCAGGACCACUAGAAUUUAGUAAAUGUGAAAUGAAUCCUUUUUAAGAGUGUUGCACGGUUGCUUAAAAUUAUAUUUUAUAUAUAUAUAUAUUAUAUAUAUAUUUUUAUGCAAAUAUUAAACAUCUUUGAUCUGGUUGUCACACUGCAUUUACAAGUUUAGUACUGUACUUUAUUUUAAAUGGAAUCACUUUACAUUGGAAUAUAACUAUUCACUUUCAUUUCCUCGCCCAAGAGACCAGUGGGAGGCAGGAGGGAGAGGCGGGGGGGAGGGGGAGAAGAAAUCGACCGUUUCACUAUUUUCACUUCAGAGACAUCUCUUGGGGGAGGACUGGUUUUGAAAUCCUAGUGCAGUAUUUUCUGCAUCAUUUAAGUUUCGGGUAAAAGAAGAUUAUGUUUAAAAAUGUGUGUUUGGAAAGGGAACUGUUAUCCUGGAAGUGUGUUCUCCCCUUGUCAUUACAGAACUACUAAGAAAAGAUUAUUUUUGCCACCCUUUGUACUUCUAUCUUUGAAGGCAAAUUUAACAGGAACCUGACUUGUUUACUGAAGCACCUUUCCUGUGAGUUCUUCAGGAAAUGUAAAAGCUAUUUCAUUGCCACUCAAUGUGUUUACUUGGGAGUCCUUGUCCCCACCUUCUCUUUCCUUCCCUCCCUCCCUUCCACAUUGGCUGGUUUUUUUUUUUCUCUCUCUCUCUCCUUUGGUCAGGGGAAGGCUUUUCUUCAUUAAUUAUGAAAAGGAAGGGUUUGUUUCCCAUGGCCUAUUACUUCAAGCUGUAGAUCAAGACUAAGAUGUACUUGUCAAAUCUAGAGCAUUGCCUGUAGCUGUUUGAAGGGUUUUCUAACGGAAGCUAAGGGAAGGGCUGGGGAAAUAGGAUCAGCUGGUAAUGUGGUAUGUCCUCUCUUACCACAACUAUUUGCAGCAAAUAAAUGAGUCACCCACUAUUUAAAAAGGUUUUGGGAUCUAUAGUUGUGCCUCAACCACAAAAUACUGAUAAUACAUGAGACAAUGUACUUUUCCUUUGGAGGGCAGCCUUUUUCUAUUGCUUUUUUUAAAAAGUUUUUAUUUCUUUCCUCCUUCAGCUGAAAUUUUAUUAUUUUUUAUGACUGACAGCAGCUGUUCAUUUUGUAGUACAUGCAGCAGGGCUCAGCCUACUGCACCUUUCACCAUGCACAUUUAGAUACAUAUAUAAUAUGUUUUUGGAUAUAUUAUAUAAGUAUUAGAUGUAUUUUGCAUAUGUAAAUGAACAAGUGGUGGAACUGGUAGGGCUUUGUUUUCUCUGUGGCUGGUAGUUUAAAAGGUAUCUGAUGUUAGUGGUGGGAAUGAGCCAUGAGAUCAGGCCAAGAGUAAAAUAAGAACAUCUUUUCAAAGCUGAAUUGCUUCUGUGGUUUGCACACCUUCCCCUUCAUAAAGUCUGAUUUUUUUUCUCUCUCUCGCUCUCUUUCUUUCACUUCAGAACACUAGUACUUUUACAGCAAAAAAGCUCUUGGUAUUCUGUGUAGGCUUCACUUUCCCAUCCAAUCAGCCAUUUCAGCUUAGAACUUGCUGAAGAAACAGUACCCCCUUUAAAAUGCUGAACUGAGUAAAAAGGUUGACCUGAUUACAGUCAAACUGUUGUGUGACAGUUGGAUUUAUUGCUAAUCAACAGGGAGCUAAACUUGUUUUAAUAUAAAUAUAAUGGAACAUGAGAGGUUUGAAAUCAGAUUAUUUUCUGAUAUGUAUAAAACCCCCCAAAUGUAAGAACUUUCUCUUAAAAAUAGAAGGGAAAGUAGAAACACCAAUGAGAUCACAUCAUAUCUUUCCUAACUGCCUUUUUUUUUUUGUGCUUUAAAAACACAUCUUGUUAAAUGUUCUGCAUAUGAGGCGUAUUAUGUUGGAGGCUCAUGCCAGUUCAAAAGAAGCUUUUUGUUGUUGUUGUUGUUGUUGUUUCAUUGAGAAAAUGAAGUGUGUUAGGUAAAACUGCAGAUAUAAGAAAAGGAAAGAAAAUGUAAUGACAUAUUCAGCAUCUAUUUGAGUAUACUCUUUUGUAUGGUUUUCUUUUAGCAGACAAUUUCCACUGCAAGAAAGAAAAUCUGUGUACUAUCUUGCUGUUGUAAUAAUGGCUUGCUAACAAAGUAAAUAGCAAAAAAAGGCCUGCAAAUUUCAGGCUUGGCUGAAGCUUGGCUGAAGCACUGUAAACUCUUGCAGUCUGUAGGAGGCUGUGCACAUUUGAUCUCCCUCAGAAUUCCAUACAACUGUUGCCUUCUGUGAGGCAUCCUGUUGCAGCAAAUUGCUCCUUGGAUUGCUCUUGUGGAACAUUUUGACUAUAGGCUCUGUCACAGACAGAAAACGAGCUGAUGGAAAACAGACUCUAAGAGCUGAAGUGUUUGCAUCAGUGCUAGAGGGAACAGAUUGUGAAUUUUGUUUACAGCAUCCAAUAUUUGGAUUUUUUUUGUAAAUAAAAAGAAGUUAUUUUUUUCUA